AUGGAAGCAACACCAAUCCCCAAGACGGCGCUCAAGUCGCUCUCCGUCAAGACCACCCUCCCCACGCUGCCCUACCCACCGCUCUCAUCCCGUCCCGUCAUCAAAACCGCACGCCUCCUCAUCCGGCCCUUCUCCGCGACGGACCUCGACGCCCUGCACGCGCUCCGCACCCAGCCCGAGGUCAUGGCCUGGAUGCCCCUCGGGCAGAUCGACCCGGACGUGACCAAGACGCAGGCCGUCCUCGAGAAGAAGCUCCUGCACGACGACCAAAACUACAGCUACGCCAUCUGCCUGGCCUCGUCGGGCGCGCUCAUCGGCACGGGCGGCUGCCACUCCCGCGGCGGGGGCAUGCUCGGCUGGCCCGAGAUCGGGUACAUGCUGCGGCGGGAGGCCUGGGGGAUGGGCUACGGGACGGAGUUUCUCGCGGGGUUCCUCGAGGCGUGGUGGGCGCUGCCGCGGGGCGAGGCGGCGCUGACGGUGGAUGUGAGCACGCUGGACGAUGAUGGCGGUGCGGUGGGCUGCGACGGGCAGGUCGUGGCGCGGGAGUGCAUCUCGUCGUUUACGCGCGAGGAUAACCGCGCGAGUCGCAGGGUGAUGUGCAAGGCGGGCAUGAGCCUCGUCAAGGUGUGGGAGGUGAUUGACAUGCGCGACGGGAAGACCCCUAUUGAUCUGUACGGCUACGUUGUGCGGAGGCCCGGGCCGUGCUGA
Molecule: messenger RNA, 708 nt
Organism: Purpureocillium lilacinum
Lineage: Eukaryota; Fungi; Ascomycota; Sordariomycetes; Hypocreales; Ophiocordycipitaceae
Molecular function (GO): acyltransferase activity, transferring groups other than amino-acyl groups
Source: RefSeq, a predicted model, not a curated record